Adineta ricciae is the source of this 828-nucleotide messenger RNA. NCBI's taxonomy places the organism in Eukaryota, Metazoa, Rotifera, Eurotatoria, Adinetida, Adinetidae. The record is from the annotation of a GenBank genome assembly.
AUGUUAUUUCUCAAAUUUCUUCUCAUUACAACUAUUUGUAUCUUCUUCAUCGAAGGAAAAAGAAGAAAUGAACAAAAACGAAUAAAGAAGAAAACAUCAAAAAAUGUUUAUGCAUUGUUAAUUGUCGAUGUUCAAUAUUGUUUUAUUAAUGGUUCAUUAGCAUUGAAUCAAAGUUCAGCUCGACAAAAUGGUGCAGAAGUUAUUCCGGUCAUAAACAAACUGAUCAAAAGUGUUCCAUUCGAUGUUUUCGUUUAUACAAUGGAUUGGCAUCCGAAAGAUCAUAUUUCAUUCAUCGACAAUAUCAAAGAUCGCCAAGAAUAUGUGUUAGGUGAUCAUUAUGAACAAUACAAAAUAGGCGACACUGUGACAUAUACAGGACCAAAAUAUUGGACAAAACAAAUCUUAUGGCCAACACAUUGUGUACAAAAUACUUUUGAAGCACAAAUUGCUGAAGAUCUUAUUCAUCCACUUCCAAAUCAAAAGAUUUUUUAUAUAAAAAAAGGUACUGAUCCAGAUGUUGAUAGUUAUUCAGCAUUUACUGAUAAUAAUAAACUUCAUAUGACAAUAUUAAAUGAGAAAUUAAAAUCAAAACAUGUUACUCAUGUAUUUAUAUCUGGUUUAGCAUUGGAUUAUUGUGUUGCUGCAACAGCUUUAGAUGCAAAACAUUUCAAUUAUAAAACUUUUGUUAUUCAAGAUGCAUGUCGAGGUGUGGAUGAAAAAACAAUCAAAUUUCAAUUAAGAAAUUUCAAAAAGAAUCACAUUCGAAUUGUUCAAUCAGCGGAUAUUAAAAAGAUUAUUAAACACGAAGAUCAAAAGACAAAUUUAUAA